Messenger RNA from Necator americanus (New World hookworm), 1389 nucleotides. RefSeq lists its product as uncharacterized. The record is from RefSeq and is a predicted model, not a curated record. Gene Ontology annotation, molecular function: monoatomic cation:bicarbonate symporter activity; zinc ion transmembrane transporter activity. Gene Ontology annotation, biological process: zinc ion import across plasma membrane; intracellular monoatomic cation homeostasis. Bases 1 to 1389 code for a protein of 462 amino acids. Gene Ontology annotation, cellular component: plasma membrane. Lineage: Eukaryota; Metazoa; Nematoda; Chromadorea; Rhabditida; Ancylostomatidae. The transcript is spliced from 11 exons.
AUGGUUGCAGACAUGGUAAUCUAUGCCUUCCCGUGGGAUGCAUCCACUUCCGUUGCAAAUCUCACAGAAACACAAAUACAGCAGCUGUGUGCGCUAAUUGGAAAUAGUACAAUCUCGCCUGUCGAGCUGGUAACGAAUUCUACGACUGCCCAUGACGACUUGGUAACAUCGACGUCAGCUGCUAUUGCAUCAAGUUUUCUUCAUCAAAGGCCGCCUUCUUAUUUAGUAUGGGGUAUCGGCCUCACAUUUGUCACUAUUAUUAAUAUGUGCGCAGUAUUAGGAAUAGGAGUUAUGCGAUAUCUCACGAAGGACGCGUAUAAUCAGGUUAUUACACUUUUUGUUGGUCUAGGAGUUGGUUCGCUAUCCGGAUCAAGUUUUUACCACUUGCUACCACAGGCACAUCCAUCACUGAUGGAAGAAACGGACGAGCAUGGACAUCUAACGCAUUCCUAUCUUCAUAUGGCUCAUUUUUCGCUGUUAGGAGUGUAUUUGUUCUUCAUGUGUGACAAAGUCAUUAAAAUCGUCUUGGAGAUGAGAAAGCGUAACCGCUCUCAAAUUGUUACCGUACAUGCCUCAGAGAGAGACGAGGUUUCGAAUCGAAGCGACUCUGCCCUCGUUCCAAACAAAUCCGAUUUGAACGAAAAUGAAAAUGGAAAGAAGUGUGAAAGUGCCGAAAUUGAGAUGAUGAAAUUGGAAUCGAAUGCUGGGAAGUCGAUGGGUGAUCAGUGCUUUUCUGCCCGACGUCAUUGCAAGGUGCCCGCACUUCGGAUUUUCGGAUCCCUGUUUGCCUCCGGCAAGCAUCGAGAAUUUGGCGACGAGAACUCAAAGCAUCGAAGUUCUGCUCAUGGAAUAUGUGUUCACGACCACUCCGUCGAAUUUCGAGUUGGUGACUCUGCGAUAGCUGCAGUAGCGUGGAUGAUUAUAUUCGGAGACGGUUUCCAUAACUUUAUCGAUGGGAUCUCAAUUGGAGCGUCGUUUGCGGAAUCACUGCAUGCUGGGUUGUCGGUAUCGCUUGCGGUGCUUGCGGAAGAGUUUCCUCAUGAGCUUGGUGAUGUUGCAAUCCUUGUGGCUUCCGGAAUGACUCUUCGUCAAGCUCUCUUAUACAAUCUGUUAAGUGCUAUUACUUGCUAUGUCGGGUUUGUGAUCGGUGUUGGAAUUGGUGAACUGGGCCCAGAUGUCUCAAAGUACGCAUUUGCACUGGCUGGUGGGAUGUUCCUUUACAUCUCACUUGGUUGUAUGAUGCCCGAAAUGAAGAAAGCAAUGGAAGAAGCGCUGAAUGUGUCCAUGAAACGUGGUCUUUACGUUCUAUUUCUGCAAUCAGUAGGCUUAUUUACUGGAUUGUUCCUGAUGUACUUUAUGGCAAGGUACGGUGAGGAGAUCUCGAUCUAG